Molecule: messenger RNA, 745 nt
Organism: Humulus lupulus (European hop)
Lineage: Eukaryota; Viridiplantae; Streptophyta; Magnoliopsida; Rosales; Cannabaceae
Exons: 2
Coding region: 158-745 (195 amino acids)
Source: RefSeq, a predicted model, not a curated record
UCCCAGCCAAACCAAAUUGUUCCCUCUUCCCAGCCAAACUCUCUCAUUUCUAUCUCAUUAUUUUCUCUCGGGUCACAUUCUCACCAUCUCAGGCGAAGCUCUCUCUCUCCCCACAGUCGCCGUCGCCACCGUCUUCUCCAUCUCCGGCCACGGUAAGAUGCCACCCAAACGUAUCCCACCACUUGAGAUCCCUAUGGAGGAUCAUUAUGUCGGUCGUAUGACCUAUAGGGGUUCCGGGAGGUUAACAAAAUUGAAGAAAAGAUUUGAGGAGCAUGGAUUGUUGGGGAGGGUGAAUGAGUCUGUUUUUGGACCAUUCUUCACAGCCCCUCCCUUUUCGUUCUCUGGGGCAUUGGUUCACACACUACUUUUGCGGAAGGUCAAGUCUCCGCGUGGCGAUGAGGUGCACUUCUUGAUGGGCCCAAACUUAUGUAAGUUUGGGGUGCACGAGUUUUCCAUUAUCACCGGCCUGAGCUGCUCCUGUCCACCACUUGCCAUUGACAUUGAACCUCACAUUACUUCCUCCCGCCUAGUUGAUACAUAUUUCAGUGUGGAACCCGAAAAAGACAUUCGGUUCAGUAUCUUGGAACGAGCUUUUAGUAUGUGCGAUGUACCUGAUGAUUUGUACAAGCUCGGUUUGGUUUACUUUGUGGAGGGGAUACUAUUGGGCGCUGAGAACAACAAUGCUAUUUGGCGAGAUUCAUUGUCGAUGGUCGAGGAUUUAGAUUAUUUUGAGAAGUAUCCAUGA